Molecule: messenger RNA, 1439 nt
Organism: Apis dorsata (giant honeybee)
Lineage: Eukaryota; Metazoa; Arthropoda; Insecta; Hymenoptera; Apidae
Gene: Roe1
Product: grpE protein homolog, mitochondrial
Exons: 4
Coding region: 704-1417 (237 amino acids)
Biological process (GO): protein import into mitochondrial matrix; protein folding
Cellular component (GO): PAM complex, Tim23 associated import motor
Molecular function (GO): protein homodimerization activity; adenyl-nucleotide exchange factor activity; protein-folding chaperone binding
Source: RefSeq, a predicted model, not a curated record
AAAAAUAAAAAAUAAAAAUACAACUUUAAAUAACGUGAAAAAUAUUUUGAGAAAUCUAUGUAAGUUUGAAAAAUUAAAUUGUUCUUAUUUAUAACUGCUAACACAAUAUAUAUUGCAAACCAUUAUCACUGUAAGAAAUUAACAACUUACAGUAUUACAAAUUAUCUCUACGAGACGUAAAAGCAAUUAAGCUUAUUAUUCAAAUAAUAAAUUUUUAAUGCUAUGCGGUUUAGAAUAUCACGUGUUAAAGGAUGAAAAAAAAUUUUUUAGCUUGUUUUAGAAUUGAAUUAUUUUCUAAACAUUUUGCUGUUUGAAAUCUCGUACUUCUUUAACAUGUUGAAUAAUAGUUUCAAUUUUUGUAAAUAAAACAUAUGCAAGUAUUAAAAGAACUUAUAGAAUCACGAGAGUUACGGUCACAAACAGUUUUCAUUGUAUUGUACAACUUCAUUCCAAUAAAAUAUUAAAAAUAUGAUUAAAUUGUAAUAAUUGUUAAUGAAAAUGAAUUUAAUUUAUAAUCUUAAAAUUUACACGAACUUUUUAAACGAGUAUAAUUAGAAAAUUGAUAUAUAAUAUCAUGUUUUACGUAAUAUAUCGAAAUAUAUGAUGGUUAAAAUUUCUUAUCGCGAUUCUUAUGUUGCAAGAAAUGUUUGAGAACCACUGAGAAUGCACGAGGAUCGCUGUAUUUCAUCAUUCACCAAUUUUUAUGAAAUUAAGAACUAUGGCAUCAUUUGUGGUACCGGUUGCAACGAGAUUUACUCGUGUCACGAUUGAUAGUUUGCACAAUAUAAAUAAAAAUAUUUUACUUAGGUUAAUUCAACCAUCACAUGUUUCUUGGCAAAGACAAGAGUAUAGUACAAUUACAGAAGAACAGAAGUCAGAAAGUGGAGAACCAGUAUUGGAACUUACAGAAAAUGAAAGGAAAUUAAAAGCAGACAUUGAACUUAUUAAUAAGGAAUUAAUGGAUCUUAAAAAUCAUAAAAAUGAAUUAGAAGACAAAUAUAAAAGAGCACUUGCUGAUGGAGAAAAUCUUAGAGUUAGAUUAAACAAACAAAUUCAAGAUGCAAAAAUGUUUGGUAUUCAAGGUUUUUGUAAGGAUCUCUUAGAAGUAGCAGACAUUUUAGGCAAAGCUACAGAAAGUGUACCUAAAAAUGAACUCACAGAAAAAAAUCCACAUUUAAAAACAUUAUAUGAAGGUUUAAAAAUGACAGAAGCACAGUUACAUAAAGUAUUUAAAAAACAUGGUUUAAUUUCAUUAAAUCCACUGAAUGAAAAGUUUGAUCCUAAUCAACAUGAAGCAUUAUUUCAACAGGAAGUUGAAGGUAAAGAACCAGGAACAAUUGUAGUUGUAUCUAAAUUGGGUUAUAAAUUACAUGAACGAGUAGUAAGACCAGCAUUGGUUGGUGUUGCAAAAGGAUAAUUCAUGGUUAUGUCAAUUAAAA